CAGUUCAGUGACGAAGAUACUUAGCCAAACCGUAAGAUCCAGAACGAACGGUCCCGCGACCUUCUUCCCGCGAAACAAAAACGAAGGCAACUAACAUCGAGCGCACCUAAAUCUUCUCUUCGUCGUCGUCCCCGUUUCAGAUCUCACCAGGCCCGUCCGGCGCGGCCUCCCACUUCCGAUCCCCGCGAAAGCGCACGCCAGAACCCUAACCCCUAGUCUCGCCGUCGCCUCCCUGCCGCGCCUGAGGAGGAGCAGGUCGGAGGCGGGAGGCGGAGAUGGCCUUUAUGGCGGCGCUGGAGGCCGAUCUACGCGCGCUCUCCGCCGAGGCGCGCCGCCGCCACCCCGCUGUCAAGGACGCCGCUGAGCACGCUAUACUUAAGCUCCGAUCUCUGUCUGGCCCAAGUGAAAUAGCCCAGAAUGAAGAUAUACUGCGGAUGUUUCUGAUGGCAUGCAGUGUUAAAUCAGUGAAGUUGAGUGUAAUAGGACUAUCCUGUUUGCAAAAGCUUAUAUCACACGAUGCUGUUGCAUCAUCUGCAUUGAAGGAGAUACUAGCGACUUUGAAGGAUCAUGCAGAGAUGACAGAUGAGAUUGUUCAACUAAAGACUUUGCAAACAAUGUUGAUUCUCUUUCAAUCUCAUCUACAUCCUGAAAGUGAGGAGAGCAUGUCUCAAGCUCUUGGAAUAUGCCUUUACCUCCUUGAAAGCAGUCGAUCUUCUGACAGUGUCCGCAAUACGGCAGCAGCUACAUUUAGACAAGCAGUGGCAUUGGUCUUUGAUAAUGUUAUUCGUGCUGAAUCACUUCCCUCCGGUAAAGCUUCUUCAGCAAGACUCAGUUCCCGUGUUACCUCUGUUGCUGAUAAUGUCACUCAUAGCUUCAGUCACACACUGUCACUAGCAAGCAACUCAGGAGAGCCUGCUAUUAGGGAGAAUCUGAGUGAUGUUGGGAAGCUUGGACUUCGUCUGCUUGAAGACUUGACAGCUCUUGCUGCAGGUGGAUCUGCUACAUGGCUUCGUGUUCAUUCGCUGCAUAGGACAUUUUCCCUUGACAUACUUGAGUUUGUGCUAUCCACAUAUGUUGCUAUUUUCCGGGCAUUGUUAUCUUACCAGCAGGUCUUGCGUCAUCAAAUUUGCUCACUUCUCAUGACUUCACUCCGCACUAAUGUGGAGCUCGAGGGGGAAGCAGGGGAGCCUUCUUUCCGUCGUUUAGUCCUACGUCUGGUUUCUCAUGUCAUCAGGCUCUACAGCUCUUCACUUGUUACUGAAAGUGAGGUGUUCCUUAAUAUGCUUGUAAAAGUUACUCGUCAGGACUUACCAUUAUGGCAUCAGAUACUUGUUCUUGAAAUUUUAAGGGGUUUUUGUGUAGAAGCCUGCACUCUGCGCUUGCUGUUCCAGACGUUUGACAUGAAUCCUGUGAAUACUAAUGUCGUGGAGAACAUAGUUAGAGCACUUGCUUUGGUGGUAGCUACUAUUCAGGCUUCAGAUUCAAGCGAAGAGACUCUAGCUGCUGUUGCUGGAAUGUUCAGUAGUAAAGCUAAAGGGAUUGAGUGGAGUAUGGAUAAUGAUGCUUCAAAUGCUGCUGUUUUGGUUGCUAGUGAAGCACAUACCAUCACUCUCGCCCUUGAAGGCCUCUUAGGUGUAGUUUUCACUAUUGCAACUUUGACUGAUGAAGCUCUAGAUGUUGGUGAGCUUGAAUCACCAAAAUGUGAAUCAAAUAGUGUGGAAUGUAGUGGACAGUUGGCCCUUCUUUGUAUGGCCAUGGUCAAUUCAACGUGGUUAACCAUCCUUGACUCUCUGUCACUUAUUUUGAUGAGGUCACAAGGGGAAGCUAUAAUAUUAGAGAUAUUGAAAGGAUACCAGGCAUUUACUCAGGCUUGCGGAGUUCUCCGUGCUAUAGAGCCCUUGAACUCUUUUCUAGCAUCACUUUGCAAGUUUACAAUCAAUACUCCAAAUGAAGGAGAGAAGAAAAGCAUCUUGCAGUCUCCUGGAUCAAAGAAGUCAGAAACUUCCAUGGAUCAGCGUGAUAGUAUUAUUCUCACACCAAAAAAUGUGCAGGCACUAAGGACACUUUUUAAUGUUGCACAUCGAUUACACAAUGUCCUUGGUCCUUCCUGGGUUCUGGUAUUGGAGACUCUUUCAGCACUUGAUAGAGCUAUUCAUUCUCCACAUGCUUCCACUCAGGAAGUAUCAGCUUCUGUUUCAAGACUUUCAAGAGACACAUCUGGACAGUAUAGUGACUUCCAUAUUCUCUCUUCUUUAAAUUCUCAGCUGUUUGAAAGUUCAGCCUUGAUGAACAUAGCUGCAGUGAAGUCACUUCUGUCUGCACUGCACCAAUUGUCAAGUCAGCACAUAUCUGGAAGUUCUCAAUUGUCAGGCCAGCAGAUCGGGAGCAUUUCAUUUUCAGUGGAGCGCAUGGCAUCGAUUCUUGUUAACAAUCUGCAUAGAGUUGAGCCGAUAUGGGAUCAAAUUGCUGCUCAUCAUCUUGAGCUUGCCAAUUGCUCCAACCCACAAUUACGAAGUAUGGCUCUGGAUUCAUUGGAUCAAUCAAUUUGUUCAGUAGUGGGUUCUGAAAAAUUUCAAGGCAUCAGUUCAGCACCUCAUCAGUUUCAAGAAAGCCAAAUGGUCAAUGAAAGUGAAACUGUAUCAUUUGAGUAUGCAGUUUUAUCUCCAUUGGUGAUCCUCUAUUCCUCCAACAAGAAUGUUGAUGUUCAAAUGGGUGCACUAAAGAUUCUUUUGCAUGUUCUUGAGAGACAUGGAGAAAAGUUGUCAUAUAGCUGGCCCAGCAUUCUUCAUAUGUUAAGGAUGGUUACCAAUGCAUCAGAAAAAGAUCUCAUCUCCUUAGGCUUUCAGAGCAUACGUGUAAUAAUGAAUGAAGGACUGGCAACUAUACCUGUGGAAUGCCUUGAUGAAUGCAUUUUGGUAACUGGAGCAUAUGGUACCCAGAAAACUGAAAUAAACAUAAGUUUAACAGCAGUUGGCCUUUUGUGGACUGCUACUGAUUUUGUUGUGAAGGGAUUAAUCAGCAAGUCUGUUGAGCAAGCUAAUCACAUGAAUGAAGAGGCUCAGUUGGGUGCCACAUUUAAAGAGACAAACAUCAAGCAAGUUUCCCCGAAACAAGUUGUUGAUUAUAAUAAACUUUUCUUUUCAGUUUUUUCUGUCCUCCAGAAAUUGGGUUCAGAUGAUCGUCCUGAGGUUCGGAACUCGGCUGUUAGGACUCUCUUUCAGACUCUCAGCACUCAUGGCCAAAAGCUUUCUAAAAGUAUGUGGGAGGAUUGUCUGUGGUUAUAUGUUUUCCCUAUGUUAGAGCAUGUUUCCCACUUGGCAUCUACCUCAUCUCGAGAUGAGUGGCAAGGGAAGGAGCUAGGAACUCGGGCAGGCAAAGCUGUUCAUAUGCUUAUCCAUCACAGUCGAAAUACAGCACAAAAGCAAUGGGAUGAAACUAUUGUCCUUGUACUAGGUGGUAUAGCACGGCUUUUGCGUUCUUUUUUCCCUUUCCUCCAACAAUUGAGCAAAUUUUCAUCUGGUUGGGUACUUUUACUUGAUUUCAUAAAAAAUAGCAUCUUACAUGGUAGCAAGGAGGUUGCUCUUGCUGCCAUAAAUUGCUUGCAGACAUUUGUUGGCGCAAAUUGUCCAAAGGGAAAUCUGGAAUCUUCAUAUGUCAAAUCUGUUCUUGAUAUUUAUGAACUUGUUCUUCAAACUUCACCCAAUUUUAAGAAUGACUCAACUGACAAAGUGAAGCAAGAGGUCCUCCGUGGUCUUGGUGAUCUUUACGUUCAAGCACAAUCUCUGUUUAAUGAUGAGAUGUAUCUAAGGCUCAUGGCAAUUAUGCAUCUGAUGAUUAAGGCUACCAUGACUCCUACUGAUUAUGAUAGUGAACUGGGUAGUAUCCCUGCUGUACAACGAGGUAUAUUGGAAAUCAUUCCUAUGCUACGCCCGACGGCUAUAUUGUCCUCCAUGUGGACGCCUCUCCUCCUUGAGCUGUUAUGCUAUCUUAAUGGUCAAGAAGGGCCCCUCCAGAAAAAUAAUAGACAAAUACAUGAUCAGAAUUCCGGUGUGCCGGUAGACGGUGCAAAGCGUACCCUUGUUGAACGAAGUAGGCUCAAUGGCAGCGGUACAAAACUGGAUAGUGCAGUGAGCUGUGGUUGGGGUAUUCUGUUUGUAGAAAAGCUUGUGCCGAUUAUUGUCAAUCUUUUUCUGGAGGCUCCACCAAGUGAAAGGUUUAGUGCCUCUCCAGAAGUCAUUCAUGGUCUUGGGAGGUGCAUGAAUACAAGGAGAGACAACCCAAGGGGUACCCUUUGGAGAAUAUCUGCUGAAUGCUUCAAUCGUGUUGUGACCGGUGAGGUGAGGCAGGACAAUGCCGAUUGCAAAAGUGAUGUGAAUUCAUAUAGACUUUCUAGAGCUCGUUUCUGGAAGGAGGUUGCGGACGUGUAUGAAACCUUUCUUGUUGGUUCUUGUGGGCGCGUGUUGUCAUCAGAUGUUCCUUCAGCUGACUCUAAUACAGCUGAUGAGACCCUUGAGAUGAGUGUCCUCACUGUAUUUGGAGAUGAUAUUCUGAAAUUGCAAAAGGAUGCUCCAGUUGAGGUUUUGCAAAGGCUUGUUAACUGUCUUGAUCGCUGUGCCUCACGAACAGGAUCCCUGCCUGUUCAAACUGUUGGUCUUUUACCUUUGCACUGCAGCCGAUUUUCGCUGAGCUGUUUACAGAUGAUGUUUUCUUUAUGCAGCUGUAUAGCAAAGGCAAGCUCAUGUGCUGCAGCAUCAGAAGCCAGCAAAGUUUCGAUUCCAAUUCUUAUGAAGCGGUGUGAGGUUAUAUUGGGCCAAUUUUUAGCCGAUGAAAAUGACCUAGGAGAACAUCCUUUGCCUAGUGUGAGGGUUAAAGAAACGAUUUGUGUUCUUCAAGAGCUUGCUAGACUAAUCAUAGACAUUAAUACAGCUAAUGCUCUCAACAUACCUACAUAUCUGAAAGAAGCUUUGGGGAAAAAGAAAUCCCAUCGUCGGGCUCAUUUAUUGUCUUUGCUUCCCACUUUCUCUGAGCUAGUGGUCUCAAGAGAAGCUAGGGUGCGGGAGCUUGUACAAGUGCUGCUCAGGCUCAUUUCCUCGGAGCUUGGACUACAACGUCUGACAUAACAACUAAAGGCGAAGUUCUGUUUUCUUUUCUUUUUUUUGUUGGAUGAGAAAUCAUAUAGUUUUGUCAGUGUUUUUUUUCUCUUGCAAAUUCGAUUUUGUAUAUCCAUCAUGACAGGCAGCUUAGGUGCUUGUCACGUGUAUCUAGGAGCAGAGUUUGUAUAUGUAACAUUUUGAUGGGAAAAUAUGGUGGCUGUUUCUGUAGUAUAUAGCCCAUUCUUUUGACGUUUUUGACGUAAGGAAUACCCCUUCAGCCACUCAUGUAAGUUAUGCCACUCCCAUGUACCUUUUGACAUGAAUAUAGGUUGUGGACUCUGGAGUUGUCUUGAAGAACAGAACGCUUGCCCACGCGAACAACCUUGCAAGUAAUAUUAAGCUGCGUUGUUUAAA
Molecule: messenger RNA, 5507 nt
Organism: Panicum hallii
Lineage: Eukaryota; Viridiplantae; Streptophyta; Magnoliopsida; Poales; Poaceae
Product: protein MON2 homolog
Exons: 44
Coding region: 276-5120 (1614 amino acids)
Source: RefSeq, a predicted model, not a curated record